CUUCUCUGUAGUAAACAGUAGCACAUCGGUCUUCUUCGUGUCUUUGGAUUUUCUUUUUAGAUUUGGUUUCAACCAUAUAUCAUAUGAGCCACAUUUCUCUCUACGAUCAACAUUUUUAAGAGAUAUAAAUCAUAUAAUAAGGAAAAUAUAUAAGAUUUGAUUCUGGUUUAUCUUUUUCUGAAUUUGUUUCUGGUCGGAAGAUCUAGUAAAUAUUUGAUAAUGGAUUCAUGUCAUAAACAGAGGGAGCUCCUGGUCUGAAUCUUGAAGUGAGGCAGGGGAUGAAGACGAUGAGUUUCUUCAUGAAAAUGUAUUAAAGUAAGGAGCAUAGAGAAGCUGCGGAGUGGAAGUACAGUGUUCUUUCACUGGAAAGAAGAGAAACAAACACUUUCAUCUUCUUCAAUUUUAACACAAAUUUUGGAAAUGCUUAUGUAAAAUUCUGCUUGCAACGGCUUGUUCUCUGAGAUGUUCCCAGAGUUGUUAUCAGAAGAAGAAGUAUAAAGUUUCAUUAGACCCAAUGGACAACAUCAGCACUUAUAGUUCUCUGGACAAUGUUAUAACUAACCCAAACCAUCUUCUCAUGGAUUUGAUACCUUCAAGAGAAGAUUCCACAUCAUUUCCAACAAUGCUUCCAUGGAAUUCCAUCAGACAAGAUCCUCUACAAAUGGGUGGCUUUGAUAUCUUCAACUCUUUUCUCACUAACAAGUACUUAUCAUCUACUUCAAGAUCUACAAAUGUUCAUGAGACCAGCUUUGAGGCCAUGGCUCCUCCUCUUCCUCCUCCUUCACUUCAUCCUAUGGAACAUCUAAGACCAUAUGAUGAUCCCUCAAACAACAUGUGGAGUCUUGGUGAAAAUAGUGAGUUUCAUGCAUAUCCAUUCAUAGAAGGUGUUGUUGGUCCUAGUGAACCAAUAAUAUCUACAUUCGGUGAAGAAGGUUUCCCAAGAAACGAGCUCUCGUUAAGUCUUGCCACAGAUGUUUCUAAUGAAAGCUCGGAGAUAAGCCUUUGCGCUGCUACUAAAUCUACAAGAAUAACCUCAGAGCAAGCUUCUUCCAGCAGCAAACACGUUUCUAAUAACGUCUCUCAAGUGAUAUUUGGCUCAAAGUACCUUCACUCCGUUCAAGAAAUACUAUCUCAUUUCGCCACAUACUCCCUCAACGGCAUAGAGACUAAUCCUCAAUGCUACUUUUCUUCUCGAGGAACCGAGUCAGAGGGUACAAACUCAGCCUUUGUCUCAUGUUAUGAGAAUCUAAACGAGUUUCUUGAUGGCGGUUCGCAAAGAAGAGCAUUAGAAGCAAAGAAAACCCAUCUCUUGGAUCUUCUUCAAAUGGUGGAUGAUCGAUAUAGUCAUUGCGUUGACGAGAUUCAUACGGUUGUAUCAGCCUUCCAUGCAGCAACCGAGUUAGAUCCUCAGCUACACACCCGGUUUGCACUCCAAACCGUCUCCUUCUUAUACAAGAACCUGAGAGAGAGAAUCAGCAAGAAGAUACUCAUGAUGGGAACGGUUUUGGAGAGAGGCAAAGAGAAGUCUCAAGAAGACUCAAUCUUCCACCAGCAUUGCCUUCUUCAGCAGCUAAAACGUAAGAACCAUCAGAUUUGGAGACCGCAACGAGGCUUGCCUGAGAAAUCAGUCUCGGUUCUACGUACAUGGAUGUUCCAAAACUUUCUUCACCCUUACCCGAAAGAUUCAGAGAAACAUCUUCUUGCUAUACGUAGUGGAUUGACAAGAAGUCAGGUAUCAAACUGGUUUAUAAAUGCGAGGGUAAGGCUAUGGAAGCCCAUGAUAGAAGACAUGUACGCAGAAAUGAACAAGAGGAAGCUGAGUAACACUCCCCUUCAAGGGGCAAUGGAGGAAGUUUUAUUAGAGUGCCAAAGUCUGUAAUGAUGAGCCAAGAAAGGGACAAAAUAAGAGAAUGAUUGUGUUACAACUUUGUUUACGCAAUCGUUACAACUUUUACCACGUAUUAUGAUUGUUUUGACUUUUUGUUAUAAUUGUAUAUACUGCUUGUUGUAUCUCAUAUAUUGCUGUUUUGUAUUUGCAUCACUUGUUACUGACUGUUACCAACAUAUUAUCGUCUUAAAUUUAACAAGUUCUUGAUGUUAAAAUACUUGUGAAUACGACCAAAUACUUGUGAAACACGUAAGAGUAGGUUUGCAAGUGGAACCAUAUAUAGGAGAUGAAGAAGAAAAAAAACAGUUUCAAAACACCAAACGAACACAAGACAAGAAGCAAGCCACCACUAAAUUAGUACGAGAGUGCGGAUAAAACACCAAACAACACAACA
Brassica napus (rape) is the source of this 2282-nucleotide messenger RNA. RefSeq names its product homeobox protein ATH1. The record is from RefSeq and is a predicted model, not a curated record. Gene Ontology annotation, biological process: regulation of transcription by RNA polymerase II. NCBI's taxonomy places the organism in Eukaryota, Viridiplantae, Streptophyta, Magnoliopsida, Brassicales, Brassicaceae. The coding region runs from base 515 to 1879 and encodes 454 amino acids. Gene Ontology annotation, molecular function: DNA-binding transcription factor activity, RNA polymerase II-specific; RNA polymerase II cis-regulatory region sequence-specific DNA binding. The transcript is spliced from 7 exons.